GGCAGCGGAGCGGUAGCGGAGCCGCGAGGGCGCAAGGGCCCCGCCGAGCCGCCCGCACCCAUGGCGCCCGCCGCCUUCUGGGCCGCGCUGGCCGUGGGACUGCAGCUCUGGGCCGCGGGGCGCGCCGUGCCUGUCCAGGCCGUGUUUAUCCCCUACGUCCCAGAGUCUGGAAGCUUGUGCCGGCCGCGAGAAUACUACGACACAAAGGUGCAGGUGUGCUGCAGCAAGUGUCCACCAGGCUACCGCGUUCAAUCCUCAUGCAACCAGACCUCAGACACCGUGUGUGUGUCCUGUGAGAGAAGCACAUACACCCAGCUCUGGAACUUGGUCCCUGCGUGCUUUAGCUGUAACUCCCGUUGCAGCUCCGACCAGUUGGAAACUCAAGCCUGCACAACAGAACAGAACCGAGUCUGCACCUGCAAGCCGGGCUGGUACUGCACCCUGGGAAGGCAGGAGGGGUGCCGGCUGUGCGUGCCACUGCGCAAAUGUGGCCCUGGCUUCGGCGUGGCCAAAGCGGGAACUGCAACAUCAGACGUGGUAUGCGCUGCCUGUGCCCCGGGGACAUUCUCCGACACGACAUCAUCCACAGAUACUUGCAGGCCCCACAGGAUCUGUAGCUCCGUGGCCACCCCUGGCACUGCAAAGAUGGAUGCAGUCUGCACAUCUAUGCUCCCCACCCUAAGAGUGGCCCCGGGCCCAGCCCCCACGACAUCCCAACACAUGGAGCCGACUCCAGGGCCCAGCGCAGCUCCAGGCACCUCCGUCCGGCUCCCGAUGGUCCCAAGUCCUCCAAGUUACCCAGUAGAGGGGCGCAACACAGCAAACAUCUCUCUUCCCAUCGGACUGAUUGUGGGUGUGACAGCCUUGGGUCUGCUAAUAAUAACUGUGGUGAACUGUGUCAUCAUUACCCAGAAAAAAAAGAAGCCCUUCUGCCUGCAAGGAGACGCCAAGGUGCCGCAUCUGCCUGCCGACAAGGCUCGAAGUGCCCCAGGCCCUGAGCAGCAGCACCUGCUGACCACGGCACCGAGUUCCAGCAGCAGCUCCCUGGAGAGCUCGGCCAGCGCCACGGACCGGAGUGCGCCCAGCAGGCCCCAGCUGCAGGCGCCAGGCGUGGAGAAGGCUGGCGGGUCUGGGGAGGCCCGGGCCAGCUGUGGCAGCUCAGCAGAGACAUCAUCUGGCGGCCACGGGACCCAGGUCAACGUCACCUGCAUUGUCAACGUUUGCAGCAGCUCUGACCACAGCUCUCAGUGCUCCUCCCAGGCCAGCUCCAUGAGGGACACAGACGCCAGCCCCUCCAGCUCCCCAAAAGAUGAGCAAGUCCCCUUCUCCAAGGAGGAAUGCCCUUUUCAGUCGCAGCCAGGGGCUCCAGAGACUCUGCCGCAGAGCCCAGAGGAGAAGCCCCUGCCCCUCGGUGUGCCUGAUGCCGGAAUGAAGCCCAGUUAACCAGGCCGGCGUGGGCUGUGUCACAGCCAAGGUGGGGCCAACCCCUGGUCCUUCUAGGGCCCUCCCCUGCAGGACUCUGACUCUUUCUGGGCCAAAUUCCUUUAGCGGCUUCCACAGCCUCCGCCUUCCUCUCUCCUGCAGGCAGAAGAAUGAGGCAGGGAGAGUCAUGGUGUGUGCUGUCGUGGUGUGUGUCUAUCUUGGAAGGCUGGUGGACACGGAUGUGCCAGGCAGCCUGGGACAAGCCCUUGCCUCUCUGAGAGCUGCCCCCCAGGCGGUCCUGCAGGCUUGGCUUCUGGAGCCCUUGUCAUUUUGGUGUUUAUUUUUCUUUUAAUCCCUGGGCUCUACCCGGCUCUGGCUUCCUGCCAGGGAGGAAGGAUGCUGAGUGCAUCACCCGUGGGGAAGGGGCAGUGGAGAAAGAGCAGGGCUUUAGCCUGAAUGUGAGACUGCAGGACAGUCCCAGUGGGGGUGGGGGGGUGUCAUCAAUCAGAUGGUUCUGUGCAGGGAGGCAGUGACAACCCCUGUAGGGGACGGGAGUCCCCCAGGUUCGCGCAGGGCUUUUGGAAGCGCCACCUCCAAAUCCACUCCUGCUGGCUCCAUCUCAUACUGUGGGGUGAAAACCAGAUGCCCAGAGGGCCCAGGCAGGCAGCCUGAAUGAGUGCUGUGACCUGGUUAAGAUGGCCAGCCUCUAACUGGAAAUCUUUCAUUUUUAACAUGUGGCAAUUAAAAAAAAAAAAGAAAAAAGCACCAUGCAGACAAACAAGCCAACAAUGUAACAAAGCCAGACUCUCAGAGUUUGCAUCAGCUGCCUUUGACUUCACUCCCAUUUACCCACAGUUCAAACUUCCCCUCCCCCACUGUCUGGUGUGGGGCUCCAGGGCCACACCUUUUCCUUUCAGGGAAUUUCAGGAACUAGAGAUGACAGGCCCUGCAGCUGUCUCGUCCUACCUCAGCCUGGACCUUCCUCCUUUGCCUCCCAAGGGGGUGCUCCUGUUCCUCCCGACCCCCUCUCGCUGUUCCUGGAGUCGCAGGUCCCAGCGGAGCCUCGGAGCCACUUUGGUACUGUGCCCACCAAGAUCCUGAGUGGUUGUGAGAUGCUGAGAGCCAGUCUUGUGUCUGCGUGUCUGUGUUGUAUGUUGUGGUUCUACGUAGCCCAUGUUGUCAGAUCGAACGGCCUGCCAGAAGCAGCCGAAGCCAACACUUUUGCUGAGGGAUUCUUCCCCAUUAAGGAGUCAGCCCACUCCCCCCAAACACAUGCUCAGGCCCUGCGGACGAUGGGCGUGUGUGACCUUAACCAGAUUCUGGGAGGAAGGGGGAUGGGUGCCUCCUUGAGAAGACCGUUGGGUCCCAAAUACUUGGAUCUCUUGUUAAAAAAUUCCACUGGACUUGAACUUGGCAGCUGAACUCUUGGAGGGUAGGAGAAGUCCAGCCACUAGCAUGGAGUGAAGAAGGGCUUCCCACUCUGGAAUCAAGAUGUCCCUCUGCCUGGACUGGCCAGGGGUCUCCGAGCAAAUUGGACCCUUUAUGGCUGUGGAGCACUGCUGCCCCCUGGUGGACUGUCCUGGGAGGACCUCAGGCCUCAUUGUCAACACGCCAGGAGAACAGGGAUGAAUCCGAAGGAGACUCUUUCUGGGUGUGACUGCCUUUUGUUACCAGAGUUGCCAGCAGACCCUUGGUCAGAACCCACCAACCCCUUGAAGAGGAACUAACACAUACCUUGAAUAGGAACUAACACAUACCUUUAAGUCACAGGGUCUGGACACAAAGAAAGAAGCUAUAGGGAGAGAGAAACAAAAACUGGAUAGAACCAGCAGAAACCACGAUGGCAAUGAAUCUGACCUCCAGCAGACCCUGAGUCUCAUUCUACACUGAUUUUACUACAUUAGCUACUAAGUGACACAUUUACCGGUGGCUGUGACCAGAAGUCACUGACCAAAAAGGACAAAAAAGGGGCGGCACUCCAUUUCUAGGAAAACCCUGCCUCUUUCCCAGAAAACAAACGCCUUUGCCUCCCUAUCAUUUGUCUCACUCUUCCCCCCAUUGUUCUUACUCCUUAAAAGCAAAUCCCUCUCACCAUUAAAAAGAGAAGUUCAUUUAUGAA
Hippopotamus amphibius kiboko is the source of this 3541-nucleotide messenger RNA. RefSeq names its product TNF receptor superfamily member 1B (gene TNFRSF1B). The coding region runs from base 61 to 1443 and encodes 460 amino acids. Gene Ontology annotation, biological process: intrinsic apoptotic signaling pathway in response to DNA damage; regulation of T cell cytokine production; negative regulation of neuroinflammatory response. NCBI's taxonomy places the organism in Eukaryota, Metazoa, Chordata, Mammalia, Artiodactyla, Hippopotamidae. Gene Ontology annotation, molecular function: tumor necrosis factor binding; tumor necrosis factor receptor activity. The record is from RefSeq and is a predicted model, not a curated record. Gene Ontology annotation, cellular component: membrane. The transcript has 10 exons.